Molecule: messenger RNA, 2072 nt
Organism: Exaiptasia diaphana
Lineage: Eukaryota; Metazoa; Cnidaria; Anthozoa; Actiniaria; Aiptasiidae
Product: something about silencing protein 10
Exons: 21
Coding region: 113-1606 (497 amino acids)
Biological process (GO): maturation of SSU-rRNA from tricistronic rRNA transcript (SSU-rRNA, 5.8S rRNA, LSU-rRNA)
Cellular component (GO): small-subunit processome; nucleolus
Source: RefSeq, a predicted model, not a curated record
UUGAUCAUUUGUGGCCAGGUCCACAGACAAUCACCAAUUUUAUUUGGAUUUUUCUUCAAUUCAUCGCCUCAAGAGCUAAAACUCUCUURUAAAACCUCUAAAUACAACAUCAAUGGGUCGUUCAAAGAGAGGAAAGAAGUCUAAAAGGCCGGACAGCGACGAAGAAGAUGCCAUUAGAGAUGAAGGACCUGAUCCAGAAUCUGAUGAUUUCUUCCAUGAUGAUGUAGACAAGUUUAAUUUGAACAGAGAAAAGUUAUUGCUAGAUGUUGAAGGUGAUGAUUCUGAAGAUGAAGAUUCUUUUGAAGAAGAAGAAAUAAUGGGUCUAGAUCUGCCAGAAUCGGGUGAUGACGACGAUGAUGAAGAAGAAAAUGAUGAAGACGAAGACAGUGAAGAAGAAACUAARCUUCCCAGUAACAAGUCUUGGGGCAAGAAAAAGGCAUCAUUUUACAGUGCUGAUGCUACUGAACAAGACAUUGGAUCAGACGAGGAGGCAUGGGAAWUGGAAAAAGAGGAAGAAAUAGAAGCAAUGGCCUUGCAGCAAAGAAUGGCUGCAGGCUUGGAUGAAGAAGACUUUGACACAACUAACUAUCAGAUUCCUCAAGAAGACGAUACGGAAGACAGAUCGCUUGAAGAUGAAGAGAUUGAUAAAACUGUYGUUAUGGAUCUAACCAAACUAUCAAAAGAACAAAAACUAGAGAUGUUGUUUCGGGACUCUCCAGAGUUGUUUGAGCUUUUGGAUCAAUUCAAAGUAAAGCUGCAGGAGCUUGUUUCCCAGAUUUCUCCUUUGAUGCAGCUUUCAAAGCUUGGAAAAGUUUCAGCAGAGGGUUCUAAAUAUAUUGAGCUCAAAUAUAAACUUUAUCUAAAUUACUGUAUAAAUAUUGCUUUUUAUCUGCUAUUAAAGUCAAAGCAAACUCCUGUAAAAGAUCAUCCCGUCAUAGCAAGAAUAGUUCAGUACAGAAAUCUGAUAAAAGAGCUUGAGCCAAUUGACAAGAAUCUAGAGUCCGAUAUAAAUUUCCUUCUUGAUAAUAAAGACAUGAUAUUACAGCAAUCUGAAAGCACUUUCGAAACCACAACAACAACAUCAAGAAAUACAGCAAAAGCUGAAAAUUCCAAGGAAAAGAAGAAGGCCAAGAAAUCAAAAGCUAAACUUUUUGAUUUGCUCAACGACAGUGAUGAAGAUGAAACAGAGGAGCGUGAUGUUCAACCUCCACCAAAGAAAUCCAAGAACAGUGCAUCCUCAAAUAAUAUAGACAGUGAAAAUCCCUUGGAUUACUAUGAGAAGGUUCGCUUGGAGAAGGAAAAAGCCAAAGAAAUCAAGGACCUUGCAGCAAGGCUCAUGCACGAGCCUCAUCUGGAGCUGGAGGACUUGGAUGUAAAUGAGGAAGGCAAAAGAGCUAUAACUUAUCAAAUUUCCAAGAAUAAGGGGCUCACUGCCAGGAAGAAAAAAGAGGAUAGAAAUCCUCGCGUAAAACACCGGAAAAAGUAUUCCAAGGCAAUUGUUAAAAGAAAGAGUCAGGUUCGUCCUGUGGUCAAUGAGACAACGCGUUACGACGGAGAGAAGUCUGGUAUUCGUGCAUUUCUCACACGUAGUAUCAAAAUCAAAUAGUGYAUGUUUAUCAUGGAAUUUAGCUUCUAAAAUGAGGCAAAUUUUUGUAAUAUUUAUUAAUUAGAUAUUUUUGAUUUGAAAAUCUGCUGCGGACGUUAAUUAUAUAUAAUUCAAUUUGAAAAGCUCAAUUCUCACCAAGGGUUUUAUCCUUCCUCAUAUACCAUCCUUUAAACUAUUUUUUUUAAAGUCUUAAGGGCAACAGUUAUAGAUYGGGUUUUGGUGGCCAGAGUGAGAAUCAUAAUUCUCACAAACAAAAUGAGAGAGAAAGAGAGACUCAGCUUCCUGCUGUACUCACUGUCAGAUAGCUCCAGGUUUUUAUGUUAAUGUUAAAAUAUAAUCUGAAAACAUCAGAAAUUGACUGAUGAUCUUUCUAACAUUAAUUUACGUACUUGAAAUGUUGCCAAGCUGAAAAUUGUACUGGCCAUAUUUAGCCACCAAAUAAUCUAUUAAAAUCUGUUAAAAUGUA